UGGGAAGAGUGGGCGGGCCCUGCCUCUACGCAGAUACCCAGAGAAUUCUGGGAGCCCUCGUGCCCUCUGGCAGCAGUUGCUAUCUCGGAUGCAGCGGGUAGGGAGCAGUUUCUCCACCGGGCAACAAGAACGGGGGGAGAACCGGGUGGCGUCCCGAUGUCCCAGCGCGUUCUUCGCUGAAGGAAAUCAAGUGGACACCCUACCGGUGCGGCUGCUCAGGGAUGAUCUGGCGGCGGUGCAGGGCGAUGACCACACCGAACAAAGUUUCCAGAUGAAGGUGGCCGCCCAUGGCUUCACUCCGGAGGAGUUGGUGGUGCGAGUGGACGGUCAGAACCUGAUGGUGACCGGUGAGCGGCUACAGGAGUCGAAUGACCCGGUCAGGGGCAGCUACCGCCUAGAGCAUAAGGUGCACCGGAAAAUGCAACUCCCAGCGAACUUAGAUCCAGCAGCCAUGACGUGUAGCCUGACGCCCUCUGGCUAUCUGUGGGUCCGCGGUCAAAACAAGUCGCUCCAUCCCUCGGAAGCCCAAAUAGGUCAGGCCCCGAGGCUUAGGAACCGGGAGCUCUAAGGGCGCCAACCUACCCUGACCCAAUAAACCGAGAUGUGCAGCAGCA
Meriones unguiculatus (Mongolian gerbil) is the source of this 614-nucleotide messenger RNA. It is a transcript of the gene Hspb9, whose product is annotated as heat shock protein family B (small) member 9. NCBI's taxonomy places the organism in Eukaryota, Metazoa, Chordata, Mammalia, Rodentia, Muridae. The transcript has a single exon. The record is from RefSeq and is a predicted model, not a curated record. Bases 89 to 568 code for a protein of 159 amino acids. Gene Ontology annotation, cellular component: cytoplasm; nucleus.